UGUUUGUAUUUUGAUUUUGACAAAUCAUUUGAAGAUAUGAUUCUAUACGAUGAUGCAACACUUGGAACACGGCCCACAAAGAUAAUCAGAGGAGAAAAUAGAACAGCUCUUUUGUUAUGCUUUGAUAUUGAUGUUUCACAAGAUAAGACAUUUCAACAUCUACUUAACGUCUAUGAAUGGAAUAUGUUGCCUGUGGAACGUACAAAUAGAGUUCAAAUUAAAGGCGUUUCUAUGGAAACAACACCUGAGGACGUGAAAGACUAUUUCAAUAAAAAGCUUUCAAAUGAUGUAAGCAUAACAUCUAUGGUAUACAGAGAACACUUGGGGGACUAUAUCGCCACGUUUCCGACAAUACAUGAUGCAGAGAGAGUGGUAAACCAAGAGAUUAACUCUAUAAAUGGCAAAGAAAUUGACGUAACUUAUUACUAUCCUUAUCUAGAAGAUGAGGAUGCAUAUAUAUUUAAUAUUCCACAAUCAAAGAAAAUGCAGCACGUUGACAAAGAUAUUUGCUGGUAUCUACAAAACUCCAAUAAAUACAGAAAAGAGUUAGAAAAAAGUGUAGAAUCCCAUCAUGGAAAAGUUCGUUGGCCUAGUAAUGAAGUAGCAUAUAUGGAGGUAAUGUGCAAUGUGGAUGAACGAGACAGAAAGGCAAAGAUAAAAGUUGAAGAGUGGGAAGAACAUGCGGCCUCGGCUGUUUUAAGUGUUUGUCGAAAGUUGUCAGUCCAUCAUAGUUAUUUUGCUCUUGAGGUAGGGGCAUUUUUGUUUUCAAGAAAACAAAAUAAGCGUAGAAAACAUAUAAUCUUAAAAUCAUCAAUUUGUUUCACAAGUUCUACAAAUCAAAGUGAAAAAGUUUAACUUUAUAAUAUAUAUUCAUACAGGUUUCAUAAAUUUAUGAACUAUACCUCCCCCAAAGAUAUUACACAGUAUAUGUUAUUUUUUUUUUGUUUGUUUUGGGCUUUACGUCACAUCGACACAGUAUAGGUCAUAUCGCGACGUUCCAGCUUGCUUACAUUUUAUUAGCCUAGAAGAACCGAGAUUUUCUCUUUUAGCGUAUAACUAUCGAGGUAAAUGUGAUACAAAUUGUUUAGAAACUACUUAUUCUUAAAAAUAUAGAUGUAAAACAAUUUGUAGAUCU
Molecule: messenger RNA, 1135 nt
Organism: Ruditapes philippinarum (Manila clam)
Lineage: Eukaryota; Metazoa; Mollusca; Bivalvia; Venerida; Veneridae
Exons: 4
Coding region: 37-855 (272 amino acids)
Molecular function (GO): nucleic acid binding
Source: RefSeq, a predicted model, not a curated record